This is a messenger RNA of Pyricularia oryzae 70-15, 3875 nucleotides long. RefSeq lists its product as uncharacterized. The transcript is spliced from 6 exons. Lineage: Eukaryota; Fungi; Ascomycota; Sordariomycetes; Magnaporthales; Pyriculariaceae. The coding region runs from base 698 to 2650 and encodes 650 amino acids. The record is from RefSeq and is a predicted model, not a curated record.
ACCAACUUUCAAUUCUUGCAAAUUGCCUCAACCCAACGGUCAGUUGGGCAUUGGCACUGAAACUUGAGACAACAUUUUUAAUUGAUAAAUUGAACGACGGCUGAAUUGCAUAUGAGAUUUUGCUUGUUGGAUUUUCGAUGGGUCGUUACGACUGAGGCAAGAAAACGAUAAGAGGCGAGCAAAAGCGGGCGCAUUCAACGCGAAACUACGCGUCCACCCACUUUGACACACCCCAAAUCUCCCUCGUUUUUCUCCAUCCCCAUCGUCACACUCCAAAAAAAGCCCGCCCACCCCUUCUCUUGGCCCAGCCAGCUCCAGCCAGCCAGCUCUGUCACUGCAUCGAAAUCGCCCACUUUCUCUUGCAAUUCAAUUUUCGAUGCGUCCGAGCUAGCGCAAUCCUCGACUCGCCGCACCCGCCGAGCUUCACACCAAGACACGUCCCAAUUCCCAAUUCAAAUCCACCCAUCAUCAUCAAAGCCCCCAGCUCCCUUACCUCACCACCACCUUACCUUGGUCAAGGAGGUACCUUGCCCAAGCUGAGGCUAGACUUUUCCACAUUGCAGCAACACCUAUCAACCAGCUUGCACCACGGUAGAACAACACUAAACAAAACCUCUUUCUUGCACACGCGUGGUGCACGACCACUGUUUAAGAAAAGAAAGAAAGAGAAAAAAAAACGAAGCAGCCAGAAAACACAAUGUCGGACGCCGCAACUGCUGCGCAAACUGCGCCGGCCGCGCAAAAGUCGGAUGACGCGAAGGACGCCGGUUCCAAGUCGCCGGCAAGCCCGGUUGCGACAACUGAUGGAAAGACCGACGCCGAUGGCGCGAGCGACGACAAGACCGACGCGACUCCUGCCGCUGAUGCCGACAAGAAGUCCACCGAAGACAACGAGUCGAGCGACAAGACCGAGCAAGAAAAGGGAGACGUCGAGAUGAAGGACGCGGCCGAGGAUGCCAAAGAGUCGGGCGACGCGGCGGGCGCAGAAGACAAGUCAGGCGACGAUGAUGCCGCCACUACUGUCGCGGAAAAGGUCACAGAGGUCGUCGCCGACGCGGCUGAAAAGAUCGCAAAGGCACCAGGCGCGGUUGCUGACGCCGUCGCCGAGGUCGCAGAUAAGGUCACGCCGGCAACGCCUGCGGCCGACAAGAGUGGUAGCAGCAAGUCGCGCAGGAAGUCGAACGCGACACCCGGAGACGCCAAGAGGAAGCUCAACAAGAAGGGCUCGAGGGCCCGGAUAACGCACACGGACGCUAAGCCUGGCGACUACUUCUUCAUCAAGCUCAAGGGCUACCCCAAAUGGCCCGGCAUUGUCUGCUCGGAAGACAUGCUGCCCCAGACCCUGCUCAGGACGCGCCCCGUGACGGCCAUGAAGGCUGACGGAACAUAUCGGGACGACUACGCGGAUGGCGGCAAGCAGAUGCACAACAGGACGUUCCCGGUCAUGUACCUGGCCACCAACGAAUUCUCCUGGAUCCCCAACACAGACCUCGAAGAUCUGGAUACCUCGACUGUUGCCUCCUUGGUGACCCCCAAGAUGCGCAAGGACCUCCAGGCUGCUCACAAGCUCGCAGCCGAGAAAAACGACCUCGACUACUUCAAGGAUCUUCUCAUUAAGCAUCAGGAGCAUCUGUUGGAGGAGGAGAAGGAGUUGAGGGCUGCCGAGGCGGCUGCGGCAGCCAAGGUAGAGUCAAAGGCUGCAUCUUCCACCAAGAAGGCGGCAAAGAAGAGCUCUGCUGCCAGGGAAAGCACAGACGAGGAUGUCGAGAUGGCCGAUGCUGGUGAUGAUGAGGAGGCUCCCGCUCCGGAGAAGAAGACCUCCAAGAAGCGCAAGGCUGAGGAAGAGGCUGCCACUCCUCAGAGGGCAGAAUCGGUCAAGAAGCCCAAGAUAAAGCUCACCACCAGCUCUACUCCUAAGACGGCUAACGGCGCCUCCACACCCAAGUCUGCCCAGCCCGCAUCAGAGGCGAAGCCCAAGGCGGCCAAGGCUAAGAAGCCAGCGGCGGAGAAGAAGGUCGAGAAGGCGGAGCCAGUGGUACCAAAAGAGCCGGAGCUCUCUCCGGAGGAGAAGCAUCAACGAAAAGAGAAAGAGGUCCUGUUCCUUCGUCACAAGCUCCAAAAGGGACUCUUGACGCGUGAUCAAGAGCCCAAGGAGGCUGAGAUGAAGACCAUGUCGGAAUUCAUCACCAAGCUCGAGGGCUUCCCAGACCUCGAAGUCAGCAUCAUUCGGGCAACCAAGAUCAACAAGGUGCUCAAGGCGAUCCUCAAGCUGGAGAACAUCCCCAAGGAGGAGGAGUUCAAGUUUAAGCCAAGGUCACAGUCGCUCCUGGACAAGUGGAACAAGCUGCUGGCCGGCGACGGGGGUUCCGGUUCGGCCAACGGGGUCAACGGAGCUUCCAAGAAGUCUGCCACUGGUACCAGCGAAUCCAAGGCGGACAAGAGUGACAAGAGCGACAAGAGCGAGACCAAGUCUGAGCCAGCAAGCGCAAAUGGACUCAAAGAGAAUGGUGACUCAAAGAAGGAGGCCACGCCAGCCAAGGCCGAGGAGCCAGCGACCAAGAGUGAAGAGCCAUCUGUAGAAGCAGAGAAUGACAGUGAGGCAAAAGAGGAGGAUACCAAGCCCACAGAGGCCGUCGAGGCAGCUGCUUGAGUGUGAUGAACAAGAAUGAAAAAAAGGAACACCAACCAAAAAAGAAGCAUAAUAAUUUGUCAUCACAGAUGCUUUCAUGGCUUUUUUCCUUCUCCUUAUUUUUUGAACCAACGUCAGCUAUUUCACUUCAUCGGGGUCUGUAAAAACAAAUGAUAUUUGCGCGUUUUGACCAGAGCACUCUUUCUUUUUUUUAUCAUAUUCAUGCCCGCUUAGAGCCCUCGUUCGUCUUUUUACGGUCACCAGAGAAAAUUGGGAGGUAAGGAACCUUUUGUGGGUGCGUUUGUGUUGUGGGAGUUGUGUUGAGAGAGCGCGACAAGAAAGAGACAGACUCACGAUCUGCCCUGGUUCCUGACCGUUUGGCGGCCUUGCUUUCCAAUUGGCUUGUCAAUGUCUCUCUUGUUCUUUUCUCUAUCUUCUUAUUGGCGUUUUUAUCUCACUCCAUCUGUCGGGUGAGCUGUGACGCGAGACCAGAUCACUCUUGUGGGAGACAUACUUUUUGUUCUUUCAUGGGCAUUUCGGGAUACGGAUGAUACGGUUUUGCUCGUGGGACUCAAGGGAGACUUGUGUUCAUUGGGGACCUCGUACGCCUAGCAAGGACCCACAGAGCGGACAUUGGCAUGUUUGUGGGACGGGGUAUAUUCAGGGAGAAGCAGGAUGGAAUGAGAUCCAUAAGGAGGAGUACUGGACGGACUUUACAAAAGACAUCAUUGAGGUGAUCGAUGGCUCAAGUCUCCUAGGGAUCGAUCAAACGACUUUUUUUCUCACUUGUUUGUGUUCUUUUUCUUUUCCUCUAAAAUGAAUGACAUGGUGGAUUUUAUGGGAGGCAAAAAUCAGAUUUGUCUUUUGGGAGGGUGAGAAAACAGGCGAGCAUCAGAGAUGGGGACUGUCCUACAGAGGGCACUACGAAGUGCUCUCUUGAGAGCGGCAUGGUCCUCCUCUCAAGGAAGCGAGCUGAGGCUGUUUGGCUAGACAUUUUUUCCCUCCGUUCUUAUUUUUCUGUUUUCCCUUGUUUUGUUACUUAACAAACAAAAGCUCGUGGCCUAUGAGAUGAUACAGGUUAUUGUUGGGAGCAAGUUUGGCUUUUGAUAUAUCACAUAUAACUGGUUUUCGUUUGAGGGACUCUGAUUUUUUUUUCUCUUUUUUUUUCUCUUUUUAAUCCGACGACUCUGCAAAGGGUGAAAAUAAAAAUUGCAAGUUAACGUGUUUAAUGGUAAAAGUACGCCCG